UGCGCCAGGGACAAUCAGCUGAGCUUCGUCAACCAUUCAAGUUGGGAUCGGGAGUCUUCCUACUAGAGCACCCCUGCCUAUCCAUUCACCAUCCUGACAAUAGAGGCCUAUACAGUGGUAGGUGUGUCUCAGUGCAUUCCGUCCGUGAUUGCUACUGCGCCAUAGAUUGCUGCCGCAAAUUGCAGCGAAUAUCCUGGAGGUCAGGCCUCUCCUCUGUACAUUAUUACAUUGUACGGUGUGAGUAUCGGCGACUGGCAUACCUAGGUACUUGAAGAUGUGCAGUCGGGCUCCAAAUCGCUGUCGAUCCACUGCUAGUGCAGCAGGUGGUUGGCCUGGAUGGUAAGGUAAGUGAGGCAAACUUUUCCGGGGCCGUGAGAAGAUCGUGGGGUAGUAGGAGGGUAAUCUCCGGUGGUGGUACAAAACCAGACCCUGACCCUCCAUUGUGGGUGGUUUCCGCUACUGUGCCUCAGAAUCGAGUCCGAGUCUUUCGAAGCUUCCUCUUAUAGCACGGCACGACACGGCGCUCUGGCAAACUUGUACCUCGAAACGAUGUCGUCUCCCAUCCACCGCAACCCACCCUACAGGGCCGAACAUCUCGGUUCCCUCCUGCGAACCGACAAACUCCUCGAGACCCGCCACGCCUGGGAAGCAGGGAAGGCAACGGAGGAGGAGCUUCGAGCGGUGGAGGACGCCGAUAUCAGGGAUGUUGUCAAGCUGCAGCUCGACCUGGGGUUCCAUGCCGUCACCGAUGGCGAGUACCGCCGGCACAUGUUCUGGGGUUCGUUCUGGCCUGGACUAGAGGGCAUGGAGGAGGUGGCCGAGCCGAGCCCGGACUUGUUUCGCAUGUACAUCCCUGACAUCGCCGCGUUCACCGAGGAAGGAUACAAGCCUGGUGAGACGGUGUUGUGUACGGGGAAAAUUCGACACGUGGGCAGCACAUACACGGCACAGUUUGAUUUCUUGAAGAGCCUGGUUUCUCAGUCGAAAUGGAAAGACCUGAAGUUGACGUUGGCCGCUCCCAACUGGUAUCAUCUACGGUACAAGGAGGGCAAAGCAUACCCGAAGGAGGUAUACAAGAACGACGAUGAGUACUUUGCGGACGUGGCCAAGGCAUACCAGGCGGAGCUGAAGAUCCUGUACGAUCACGGGUUGCGGAAUGUCCAAUUCGACGACCCCAAUCUAGCAUAUUUCUGUUCCGAAGCCAUGAUCGAAGGCUGGAAAAAGGAUCCGCUAAACACGUGCUCUACGGAUGAACUUCUCGAGAAAUACAUCAACCUGUACAAUGAGUGCGUCGCCGAGAUCCCCUCGGAUAUGCACGUUGGAGUCCAUCUGUGUCGGGGCAACUUUGUCAACUCGCGCCACUUCUCCGAAGGCGGCUAUGACCGGAUCGCUACCAAGUUGUUCCAGAACCUCAACAUGCACACUUACUAUCUCGAGUACGACACACCUCGCGCCGGCGGGUUCGAGCCGUUGCAACACCUGCCGAAGAACAAGUAUGUCAUCUUGGGUGUGGUCACCAGCAAAUUCCCAAAGUUGGAGGACGAGGAUGAGAUGGUUGCCCGCGUCAAGGAGGCUGCCAAGUGGAUUGCCAAGGGCACGGGCGAAAGCGAACAGGAGGCGCUGGCAAGAUGCGGUGUGAGCCCGCAGUGCGGGUUUGCCAGCCAUUCAAGUGGCAAUGCCGUCAAGAGGGAGGACAUGAUUGCCAAGUUGAAGUUGGUCAGGAGAAUUGCCGAUCGACUUUGGCCUGGCGAGCCUUGAUACAGCUUUUAGCUUGAAAGUCCAUGAGGCUGUGUAGCCAGUUGACUCUUGCAGUGGUGCAAUACCUGCAUAGCAUAGUUGGAAGACAAAAAGUAAGGUAUGAAUAUAAAACGCUCAGUAGAUCAUCAAGAAUCGAUUGCAGAGGAAAAGGCACCUCUUAAAUCGAUCUGCGGUCCUCUAAUUGCAUUGUCUUAUUUGUUUCUCC
This is a messenger RNA of Exophiala dermatitidis NIH/UT8656, 1963 nucleotides long. RefSeq names its product 5-methyltetrahydropteroyltriglutamate-homocysteine methyltransferase. The transcript has 2 exons. Gene Ontology annotation, molecular function: zinc ion binding; 5-methyltetrahydropteroyltriglutamate-homocysteine S-methyltransferase activity. The record is from RefSeq and is a predicted model, not a curated record. NCBI's taxonomy places the organism in Eukaryota, Fungi, Ascomycota, Eurotiomycetes, Chaetothyriales, Herpotrichiellaceae. The coding region runs from base 550 to 1758 and encodes 402 amino acids.